This is a messenger RNA of Cercopithifilaria johnstoni, 285 nucleotides long. The record is from the annotation of a GenBank genome assembly. NCBI's taxonomy places the organism in Eukaryota, Metazoa, Nematoda, Chromadorea, Rhabditida, Onchocercidae.
AUGCGCCUAACACUUACAUUACUUCUCACCGUCGUUACUUUCAGUGUACACUUCCUUCACACAUUUGGCUGGCGAUUCGAUGAAGGGUUGGAUGAGCCGAUAACCGUGUCACGUGAUGUACGAGCCAAAGAAAUAUCACUACCCAGUUAUAUGAAACGUUUCGAGCAUGAACCAAACGAACAAUUGCUGCGACAAAUUUGGUUAAAUACUUUACAUCCGAAAAUUCUGCGACGUCAUGAUCUGCCGCAAUCACUAUUUUAUUUUCCUCUAUGGAAAGAGCGUUAA